This is a messenger RNA of Aspergillus calidoustus, 2454 nucleotides long. Lineage: Eukaryota; Fungi; Ascomycota; Eurotiomycetes; Eurotiales; Aspergillaceae. The record is from the annotation of a GenBank genome assembly.
AUGCACCUCUCCGUCAAAUCCCUCAUUGCGACACCGCUGUUCUACGCGGCCGCGGUACUCGCUAGUCAAGUACCAGAUGAUGCUUCGAUUCCCGCCCACGAGGCCGCAAAGGCCAGCAACCAGUCUCUUCUCUGGGGCCCAUACAAGCCGAAUUUAUACUUUGGCGUUCGGCCUCGAAUCCCGAACAGUUUCUUCGCCGGUUUGAUGUGGGCGAAGGUGGACAACUAUGCUACAGCUCAAGAAAACUUUAGACACACAUGCGAACAAAAUGAAGGAAUGGCAGGGUAUGGCUGGGACGAGUACGACGUUCGAAAGGGCGGCCGCGAGACAAUCCACGACGCCGGAAACUCAAUAGAUCUUACAAUUGACUUCAUCAAGGUCCCCGGAGGACAACAUGGCGGCAGCUGGGCUGCCAGGGUGAAGGGUGUUCCUCGCGACGACGCCGCAGCUGAUCAGCCAACGACUGUUGUUUUCCACGCUGGAUUAGAGGGACUCGGCAGUUUGGCUGUGUCGACGGAGAGUGACGAUCCUCGUGGUAUAGAAGGUGAUGUUACAAUUAAGGGAUAUACGUCUGAGCUUGGUGAUUUUACGAUUGAUGUGACCACGGGACCGACGAGUAACGAGCAUCCUGAACAUGACCAUCCAUCGUAUGAGGAUAAGCCGUUGGAUCGGUCAUUGGUGACUAGUCUGGCUGUGAAACCGGAGCAUAUCUGGCAAACAAAGAUGCUCCUGUUCUCGCAGAUGAAGAAAGCGGUGGAUGAGGCUAUUGCGAAAUACGGCACUGAUAACCCGCCUCCACCGGCCCAGGUCUAUACAAUCGACAAUCAGCCUGGCGAGGGCAAUCUUCACCUGGUGCAAAAAGUCUUCACUGGUGCUUUUGAGUUUGAUAUCUUAUUCUCUUCCGGUUCUUCUCAGCGGCCUCUUACUUCUGAGGCACUUACUCGGGAGAUUGAAAGUGCUUCUGUCUCCUUCUCCGAGAGAUUUAAGAAGAUCCUUGCGCCCCAGGCGCCUUUCAAUUCUGAGGAGUACCUUGGCUUCUCCAAAUCUAUGCUCUCCAACCUCAUCGGCGGUAUUGGAUUCUUCCAUGGUACCGAUGUCGUAGACCGAUCGGCCGCACCCGAGUAUGAGGAGGAAAACGAAGGUUUCUGGGAGGAGACCGAAGAAGCUAGGGGGCGGGCACAACCUGUCCUUGAAGGGCCAAAGGACCUCUUUACUUGUGUUCCAUCUCGACCAUUCUUCCCUCGCGGUUUCCUUUGGGAUGAGGGAUUUCACUUGAUUCCGAUCCUUGAUUGGGAUCCAGAUCUUGCGCUUGAGAUUGUGAAGAGCUGGAUAAACCUCAUGGAUGAAGACGGCUGGAUUGCUCGGGAGCAGAUUCUAGGCGCUGAGGCACGCAGCAAAGUUCCGCCGGAGUUCACAGUCCAAUAUCCCCACUACGCUAAUCCUCCGACUCUCUUCAUGGUGCUCGAAGCUUUCAUUGACAAACUCGGAACCAAGGGAUCUGCUGAGAAAUAUGCAGCAGACAACCAAGGCCUACACUCGGUCUAUCUGACGCAAACAGAGCUGGGAGAGUCGUUUAUCCGUUCCAUAUACCCGCUGCUCAAAAAACAUUACUUCUGGUACAGGUCGACUCAAGGUGGCGACAUCAAGUCCUACGACCGUGAGGCGUUCUCCACAAAGGAAGCAUACCGCUGGCGUGGGCGCUCUGUUCAGCACAUCUUGACAUCUGGAUUGGAUGACUAUCCUCGUGCCCAACCGCCGCACCCCGGUGAGCUUCAUGUCGAUCUGAUUAGCUGGAUGGGAAUGAUGACCCGAGCUCUUCGCCGUAUUGCUGAAGUUCUUGGGGAGGCGGAAGAUGCCGAAGAGUUCAAGAAGUACGAGACCGCAAUCGAGCGGAACAUAGACGACCUUCACUGGGAUACGGAUGCUAAGACUUACUGCGAUGCCACAAUUGAUGACUAUGAAGAGUCUGUCCAUGUCUGCCAUAAGGGCUAUGUGUCCCUCAUGCCCUUCUUGACAGGCAUGGUGACACCAGAUAGUCCCCGCUUGGAGGCUAUUCUGGAUUUGAUUGAGGACCCAGAAGAGCUCUGGAGCGAUUACGGCAUUCGGAGUCUCAGUAAGCAGGAUGAGUUCUAUGGCACUGCUGAGAAUUACUGGAGGAGCCCUGUGUGGAUCAACAUCAACUACCUAGCGCUCAAGAAUCUCUACGAUACCGCACUCGCACCCGGUCCUCAGCAGGCCCGUGCACGGACAACAUAUUCUAAGCUACGAAAAAACCUGGUUGAGAACGUGUUCCGCGAGUGGAAGAAGACUGGGUUCGCCUGGGAACAGUACAACCCAGAAUCAGGCAAAGGGCAGCGCACGCAGCAUUUCACCGGCUGGACCAGUCUAGUCGUGAAGAUGAUGUCCAUGCCCGACUUUCCCGCCAGCGAGAGGAAGGGCCACGAUGAGCUAUAA